ACGUUUUUAUUAUUUGCAGGAACAAAGAGAUAGCAAAGAUGGCGCGUGAGAAACUCAUUAGUAUGCACGUAGUAUUAGUGAUUUUGUUGCAUCAUGUCUUGAUCAGCAUUGCAACAGAUAUCACAGAUAUUAGGCUUGUCAAUGGGGUAGGAAUCUUUGAUGGUAGAGUUGAGAUACUGAUGAAUGGAACUUGGGGAACAAUCUGUAGUACAUCUUUUGGCUCUUACGAGAGAGCGUCUAUAUGUGAAAUACUUUUUGGUGCACGGACUAUACAGAUUCUUAAGUAUCAUACGACUUCCGACAGCUAUGGAGAAGGAACAGGUCCUAUUCAUAUAGACAAUCUUCGCUGCACUGGACAUGAGGCAGAUUUAAAUCAGUGCACAUAUAGCCUAGAUGUGACAUGUACAGAUCAUAGCCGGGAUGUAGCUGUUGCUUGCAACGUGGGUUAUCUUAACAUUACCAAUACGAGACUAGUCAACGGAUCAGGACCGUACGACGGUCGUAUCGAGUUAUAUGUGGACGGGAAAUGGGGGUCCAUUGAUAGAAGAUUCAUAGAUAUGUACCAAGCAAAGACAAUCUGCAAUACACACGGUGCAAGCUUAGCUAUGUACUUUGAUACUGCAAUAUAUGGGGUAGGAACUGGGCCAAUACUGAUACGUCAUUUAUACUGCACUAAAGAAAUGGAUACCGUAAAUAGCUGUCUUUUAUCAUCACCAUACCGUCCUAAUAGCUCACACCUGUUCGACUUAUCCAUAGUUUGUACACCUUGUGGUUUACCAGAGAUUUAUAACGGAGAUCCAGUAGCAUUCAAUGGAACUGAAUUAACAGUGGCAUGUCAUACAGGAUUCUACCCAACCCAGAUUAAAAUGAAAUGUCUAAAAAAUAAUAGUUGGUCCGAGGAACAAAGAUGCACUCCCUAUCAUGCUUUUCCACUGAAUGUUAGUGACAUUCAGUUAAAGGAUAAUGAUGCAGCUUUCGGAGGACGUGUUGAAAUUUUGGUUAAUGGAACAUGGGGGACAAUUUGUGACACUAAUUUUGAUUUUGCAGACGCAAGAGUAAUUUGCAAAAUGUUUGGACUAAAAUAUAACAGCUUCAGAAAGGCCUACAGACCCAAACGUCGGUUCGCCAGGGUCAGUAUAGGCAGCGGCCCUAUCUACGUCAACAAGUUGAAUUGCACGGGAACAGAAUCUCAUAUAAACCUUUGCAGUUAUGAGAUUUCAAAUCACUGUACGCAUUACGACGAUGUUGCUGUUUUUUGUACAGGCUUUUCAUUUGAUAUAAGAUUGUCUGAUGGUCCAAGUCCAACGGAUGGAAAGGUCGAGCUAAAAAUAUUGGAUACAUGGGGAACAGUAUGCGAUGAUUAUUUUGGAAAGGAAGAGGCUGAUACUAUCUGUAGUAUGCUAGGAUACCCUCCAGCAGUAAGGUAUUAUAAUUAUGCCCAUUAUGGACAAGGCACAGGGCCAGUUAUUGUAGACAAACUUAGCUGUGAGGAAAACGCAACACAUAUAAACAACUGCACCUAUACUACAGUUGGAGACUGUAAACAUAACGAGGAUGUUUCUGUUGUUUGCACAGCUUGUACAUCGUUUGACAACUGCACCACAUGCCCAUCUGGAAAGUAUGGACCAUCCUGUCAACACGAGUGCGGGCUUGGAUGUCAAAAUCGUACGUGUGACAUAACAAGUGGAAAUUGCAAAUGUUUAUCAAAUUUUCAAGGUGAUAAAUGUGAUCAAUGUGUAAACGGUAUAUACCUUAAUGCAUGUGACAUUAACUGCCCCGCAGGUUGCGCAAAUAAUUCAUGUGACAUCAAUGGUAACUGUUAUAGCUGCAGGACUGGGUUUACUGGAAACGUGUGUCAUCGGUGUGAGUAUGGUAAAUAUGGAACUGAUUGUAACAUUACAUGCCCAUCUGGUUGCAGGAAUGGCAAUUGUAAAAAUAAUGGAGAUUGUUAUAGGUGCAUGGUUGGGUUCACGAGAAGUAAAUGCGAUAAAUGUGUCGACGGUAUGUAUGGAACUGCUUGUGAACAUGUUUGUUCUAAAAACUGUGCGCUCGGAACUUGUAUUAAAAAAAAAGAUGUGUGUAAUGGUGGCUGUAGAAUUAACUAUUACGGCGAGCAGUGCAACAUGACGUGUGCGACGACAUGUUUACAAGAUGGCGAAGGCCGACGGUGUUUUGACACGAAUGGAAGUUGUGUAAAAGACUGUCAAAACGGAUACUAUGGCGCCAUGUGUCAAGACAGUUGCAGUGAAAACUGCAUCAACAGUGUCUGCUUAAAGGCAAACGGUGGCUGCAAAUUCGGCUGCGUCGACGGAUUUAAAGGAAAAGGAUGCACACAAUCUAUCCCAGGGAUCAUAUCCGAUUCCAAUAACGCGGCAGAUUCGUUGAAUAUUGGUGCAUUCGUUGGAGGUGGAGUAGGAUCUGUGGCAGCUAUACUUCUUGCUGUAGGAACACUCAUUAUAAUAAGACGAUACCUAAGACGUGGACACUUAAGCAGACAGGCACCAGAACAACAUGAUUUAGCAGUUUCCGGACGGAUACACACACAUAUAGAUUUCGGACAGGCCUCGACGAACGUAGAAUCAGUAAUAGAACACGGUGAAGUUUCUGGACGACGUCAAGGACAAACACCGAGUGUAGCAGCUGCAAAAGGACAACAUGGUGAAGUUUCUGGACGAAAAUAAUAAACACCGAACAGAGUAUGUGUUACCUUAUGUACGAUCGAUGUUGCUAACUGCAGACCUGGAGCGGCAUUCUGCAUAUGUCUGGGGUUAUUACCAGCCAGAGCACACUGCAAAAUGCACAACUUAUGGUGCCCGCAAGAAUGUAGUGUAAUUUUUGCAGAGAGCGCACACUAUGCCGUUUUGUAUGCACGGAUUUCUUGCACUAUGUGUAAAAGUACUAAACAUAAAUAACUGGAUUGCAGCCAUAGGCGGCAACCUUCCGUAAAGUAUUAUUAUCCUACUUUAAUGCCAAAAAACCAAAAUCAAAGGGUUUGAUUUUUGUUAUCUUGAAGAGAUAUGACCUCACUUCUUAUUUAUAUUUGAUAAUUGUUCAUGUUGAACAUCAUGUAAGAUCAACGAGAAAUUAUAGACAUUACAAGGAAAUGUGUUAAUUGUAAAGAUAUAAAGAUUUAAUGAGAUGUAUUCAUUGAAUAUCAAGUUUCGAUCUUAUCUUUCAAAUAGAACGCAGUCUGUUAAAUUAAAUACUAGUGUUUCUAAUGAAUCAUUCAUAAAAACAGGAGUGCCUCAAGGUUCAAUUUUAGGCCCUUUAUUGUUUCUCUUAUACGUUAACGAUUUGCCUUUACAUUUGAAAAAUUCUAACCUUGACAUGUAUGCUGAUGAUUCAACUUUAUAUGUGGCUGAUCGGUCAGUUUCUCUUAUUGAGACAAAUUUACAGUCUGACUUAAAUAUCAUAGAUAAAUGGUGCGCUGCAAACAAUAUGGUACUUAAUCCUGUAAAAACUACUUCGAUGCUGAUAGGUUCCCAGUAUAAAAUAAGACAUUCUGCCUCUCUGAAUCUAACAGUGAAUAACUGUCGUAUAAAUUUUGUCACAAAUCAAAAAGUUUUAGGUUUACAUAUCGAUCAGCAUUUAAAGUGGGAUGUUCACAUAGAAAAUGUCUGCAAAAAGUUAUCUAACAAAUUUACACUUCUACGAAAGAUCUCAAAAUUUCUUACACUAGAAAUGAAACAAAUGUUUUAUAAUGCCUACAUCAUUCCGAUUAUUGACUACGGUGCGAUAAUUUGGUGUAAUGCUCCCAAAACAUACUUUUCAAGAGUAUCGGUGUUUCAGAAAAGUAUUGCUAGAUGGAUAUUAGCAAAACCUUUGAUAUCUUCUUCUGUUGCUAUGUUUAAAGAACUGAAAUGGCGUUCUGUCGAAAACAGACAUAAAUUACAUAUAGCUGUAAUGACGUUUAAAGCUCUACAUGGUUUAACCCCGGAAUAUAUUUCUCAGUUGAUUACUGUUUCCGACAACAAGUCAUACAACCUAAGAUCUAAUUCCCAAGGUUAUAUUACUCAUUUCAGACUCAAUUCAGAUUAUAUGAAACAAUCUUUCAAAUUUUUAUCAAUGAAAGUGUGGAAUUCUAUACCAGUUAUUAUCCGUAAUGCAGCGAAUGUGAACUCUUUCAAAUACAGUUACAAAAAACUUUUAUUUGAUGAAGUCUGCACUGCAUAAUCAUAAUGCUACAGGUGCUCAGAUCAAAUGUGUUUUUACCUUUUGUUGUUUUUUUAUAUUGUAUUGUUUUAAUAUGCAUUUUUUUAAAAUACUUUGUACCUUGUUGAAGGCCUCAUUGUAAAUAUGUGAUUUCAUUUGUAUCUGCUUAUGUGAUUGCAUAAUGAGUUUACCUUCGUAAAAUAAAGAAAUUAUUAUUAUUAUUAUUAUUAUACUUAACGUUGAAUAUUCUUUUGCGUUAUGACUUCCUUUACAAGAAAUAACAAACUUUGAUUUAUUGUGCAUGUACAUAAACGUAGAACGUAAUGCAUGUAUGGCAAAUGUUUCUAUUGUUCAUUGGUAUAUCAAUUUGUAUUUGUAUUUAGAAAUGUUGUAAAAUAGUAAACGUCAAUAUUAUGUGA
Molecule: messenger RNA, 4571 nt
Organism: Mercenaria mercenaria
Lineage: Eukaryota; Metazoa; Mollusca; Bivalvia; Venerida; Veneridae
Product: scavenger receptor cysteine-rich type 1 protein M130-like
Exons: 16
Coding region: 39-2681 (880 amino acids)
Biological process (GO): peptidyl-lysine oxidation
Cellular component (GO): membrane
Molecular function (GO): protein-lysine 6-oxidase activity
Source: RefSeq, a predicted model, not a curated record